UUGGUUUAGAUAGCACAUAUUCAACGCUAGAAUCAAGGAGGACAGACAGCACAAGAGAAGAGACGCUGAGCCUGGACAUUUAAGAGCAUCUGGGUCAUACCCUGAAACAGAUCCAGUCAGAAAUGGCUCCUCGGAUAAGACUGAACUUAGCUAAGCCUCUUCCAACCAUCAGUGAAGCUUUUGAGGAAGUGCUAGAAGACAUAACAAGCAACACAAAAAGUUUUGGGAAUGUUUAUCUGAGUUCGGAUUCUUGUUCUGGUGAAGAAAACUACCUUCAAUCUGUCUACCAGCAGGCAAGGCCUGCGUUCCUGGUACCACCAGAAAAUAAGCAUAAAAUCCAAGACAUCAACAAAUCUAGAAAGCUACACAAUAAUUACAGGGUCUUAAAAUUCUCUGAAACACCAAAAAUGGUCUCCAGAUACACCCUUCCUAACAUGCUAUUGUUAGAGAGACAGUGCUUCGUUCUUGAUUGCAUCAAAACUUACUCCAGCUCAAACAUGGACCCAUUGGAUACAGACACUCAGAAAAAUCAUAGGUGGAGAUGUCCUAAGGGCUAUGAGAACACUGAUAAUGAUGACGCAAAGCACAACUUUCAUGGCAUCAGUCUGGGCACACCUCAAGAAAAAGUAAUAGAGAAACGCGAUCUUGUCAGCCUCUUUCCAAGAAUUCCCUCCCCGAGACCACCGCCCAAGGAAGAUGGUGGCCAAGAGCUAAGAAACCUGAAAAACCAAGACAAGAUGCAAACUCUGAAAAGCAAUCCAAAUCAGAAAGAAAAUGAACUCCUUAUUGUUAAUGGCAAAUCCAUAUGGCUGCAUCCACCCAAAGAAGCCGCACUUGGUGCCAAGGUUAUGAGAUCACAAAGAGGGCAACCAACAGUGAAGACAGCAACCUGUUCUGAAAGAGAGAAGGUAAAAUCUUCCAUUUAUAUUCCAGAUAGCAAGAGAGAAGCAAGUAGCAGAGAACACCAUGUGCAGUUCUUCCAUAGUGAUCAACCGGCUGCAAAUUUGGACUGGCUUUCAGAAUACCGAAGUGCAUGGAAAGAAGCAAAGAUGAGGGCUUGCCUGCUCCCAGCCAUUGCCGAAUCAUGAACUGCCAUUUUGUCUGAAGAAAAGGUGGGCAACAUUUCCCUUUUCUCAAAGAGCAUUCUGUCGGAUGACACUCUAGCUCUGCAUAGGAUGAUAUUCCAGCUCUACGAUGCUAUGGUUCUGUGGGUGCAUUAUUUUAUUUAAUGUCCCAGAAGGCUUAAUUAGUUGUAAUGGUGCAAACUGCCAUGUGGCAGUGAUCCAGAGGCUGCACAUUAGUUCAGAGAAUCAAGUAAGAAGAACAAAUUACAGCAUUAUAUGGAGAACCUACUGCAGGUUCAGAUACACUUAUGGAAUUGUAAUAAUUGUUGUGCAUUUCAUAACCCUCUAUACCUUUUGACUACACGAAAAUAGAGAAGCCAUACUGUAUAUGAAAUGCUUUCCACUCUGCAGUAAUGGAGUUGCAGGCUCUUCAGAGCCUGGCUGUAUAUUUUGUCUAGAAACGUGGCUUUUAAAUUCCCCGUUGGCCAGUUGCGCACAUGCAAAACAGCCAUACAACCAUUUAAAGAAACUGCAGAGGAAAAUUAUCUGCUUCUCCCAUCACAUUACAGGUCUGCUUCAGUUUUGCUAUUUAUUU
Messenger RNA from Pogona vitticeps (central bearded dragon), 1659 nucleotides. RefSeq lists its product as uncharacterized. The record is from RefSeq and is a predicted model, not a curated record. Lineage: Eukaryota; Metazoa; Chordata; Lepidosauria; Squamata; Agamidae.